AUGCACCACGGCGGGAAUCAGAUGGGCAAUUUGGUAUUCGAGCUGAUGGGUCUUGUCGGCAUUGCCAAAGUGCUUGGGAGAUUGCCAGUGAUUGUGCUGGGCAGCGAGUACGACCACGGUGCACGGCCCCAAUUUUGGGAUAACCUCCUCUACUACCCCAAUUUAUACAGCGACGUCCGGUUCGUGUGCGAUCCGGGAUUUAACGUAGAGAAGGUCGUGUGGAACUACUAUCGUCCUAGCAUCUCGCUACGCCAUCUGAUCCCUGAUACUGAACCGGGGCCAAACAACUCAGCAUCUGAGCCAACGGACCGCAACGGCCAGCGCAUGAUCGUUCUCGACGGGUCAUACACUCCCGGUGACUUUGCCGCACGCCCUCAUCUGUAUACGGUUGCAAUCGAUAUAGGCGGAAACCUGACCGUCAGCGAGCUGUUGCAGCUGCAGGAAACCGUGCCUUUGCCUGAUAAAGCACCGUUGUUUGACACGUGCCCAAAGCAUCGGUACCGUCAUGACGAUCCUGAAAUUUUGAAGUUGCUCGGGAGCACGACUGAGGAGCCGGCUUGCUCCCGGGAAGAAGGCCCAACAUAUCUAGAAGGUGGAAAAAUCUUCCACAACCUUUAUUAUCCAUGGACUGACGAUUUCAACUGCACAGCCAGAUGCGCCUUGUAUGACACCGUCUGGAUCAACAAGUACGGGCCUGAGUGCGUGGUCGGCGACAACUGCACGACGUUUGAGUGCGAUAUCAUCGAUGUAAAGUGCCGGGGGCUAGACGGAAAUCUGACACACAUCGACUUGCACACGCAAAUUUUCGAACAUAGCCGAGAUCGCCCAGCCAUUUUCGGCGAACGCUAUCGAGCGGGCAAAUCACCAAAAAUAGACCCGAAAACGCGCUUCCACCCCAGUGUUCACAUCAUUGUGCUCGAUUCGGCUGGACGCUUCCCGGCCUUGAGACAACUCAACAAGACCAUCAGCUACUUGAAAAACGAGUUCCAAGCGGUGGACUUCACGGCGAUGAGCCGAAUCGGUUACGCCAGCCGCUCAAAUGCCUAUGGCGCAUUCUUUGGAGACCUCGAUACGGCGGUAGAUCGCUCGAUGUAUGGUGGGUCGAAGCUGAAUGCAACCAUCGAUACGGAAAUUUGUAAAAAGGGUCUGGAUGAGAGGGCUUACAUCCAGUUUGAGUACGAGGAUGCUGGGUACCGAACCAUGUACGCCGAAGAUUACUUCACUGCCACCUGGACUUACAAUGAUUGUGCUGGAAUCUCGAAGCAACCGGCUACUCACCACUUGAGGCUUCUAAAAGAUUCUGGAUAUGAGUACCAGGACCAGGAGCUACUCCGCGCUCACCUACGCAAUAAGACGAGGUGCGGAACCAGCCACCAACACACCAUCGACUACACCUCGAAAUUCAUCCGCUCUUAUCCGGGGCAACCAAAAACGUCAAUCAGCUGGCUGGACGAAGCGCAUGAUAGCGAGAAAGAAUGGAAACACUCGGACAAAUACUAUCAUCAAAUGUUGGUGGAAAACAAGGAGCUGCUCACCGAUUCAAUCGUCAUUUUCCUCGGCGACCACGGGCAGCGUUUCGGGGCGGUCGCCGCUACUGAACAAGGUAUAUUCGAGGGGAAGAACCCGUUGCUCCUGAUUUCGCUACCGGAAAGGUUACGAAAAACAAAAAUGGCAGAGCAGCUGGUGAAAAAUAAAGACGAACUGCUUAGCCAUCACGAUUUGUAUGCUACGCUUGUGGAUAUUAUCCGGUAUCAGCCUACCACCAACUUCACGGACACGAGAUUCAAGAAGAUCGAAGGAACCCUCGGGAAUUCGCUGCUUCGGUCUCUAGACCCCACCAUGCCGAGAUCUUGUAAAUACCUACCGAUCCCUGCCGAAUAUUGCAUCUGCGAUUACGGAGCGUAUCGCGUUCUGGAGAGCAAUGACAGCAUGUGGACCGAGUUACCGAAAAUGAUAGAAAAAGACGCCGACGUGUAUCUGUCAAAAAAUGCCCUAGCCGAAAAAUGCGAUGCUAUUAGAAUAGCUAAUGUUACCUCAAUCACAGUGAAAAUCGAUGCACGUAACGCUACGCUUUACAAAGUGGCUUUUUUCACCACAAAUCAGGCCGCGUUCCAGCUCCCCAAGGUGCUGCUCAAACGCAAGGUCUUCUACGCAGUUUUCUUGCUCCUGGUCAUCGGCUGCAUUUUGCAAUUUCCAAGGAGGCCCGCGACGAGUCGACGGAGUAUGCCUUCAAGAAGAAGUAAUCUACCUCCUGAAGAACCACAGAACACUACAGUUACAGCCGAUUACAGCCUGAGCACGAGCAGUUCUGUUGGGGCUUACACCGCCGCCGACUUUGCCGCUCGUCCUCAUCUUUAUAGUGUAGCGGUCGAGGUCAAGGAGAACCAAACCCUAGACGAGCUCGCAACCAUGUCUGAGAUGACAAACCUUCGAAAUCCAACGGAGCCUCCAAAUCUAAUCCCGGAAGACGUCUACUGGCUGUCCGUCAUGCGCGAUCUGCAUUUCGAGUACCGGGCACUGCCAUUCUUGAUUAGUGGUACUUUACUUGGUUGGCGUCGUGAAUGCGCCGUAAUUCCGCACACGACGGACAUGGACAUCGCCAUAUUCGAGGAUGAAUUUCCCAUGGCUCUCGUCGAAGACUCGAUUAAUAUGACCGGAAAGCCGCUGCAGCUCGCGAGGAUAAUUGGCAGGCCGGGCGACAGCUACGAGGCGACGUUUUGGGCAAAGACGCGGCGCGGCAAGUGGUUCACAAUCGACAUGUUCACGAUGUAUCGCGAUCUGGAGAAGCGUAAUUGCUAUACAACCCUUGUUUACGACAGGCCUGACUACCAGAAGUAUCGAAACGAGUAUCCUUGGUUUGAAGCGGAAUUUUGUACGGCAAAUCUUCACGGUCACGUCUUCCACGUACCGUGCGAUCCGGACCGCAUUUUGGAGGCCGAUUAUGGAGUACAUUGGCGCGUCGAUCGCCACACCAAGGGUUAUUUCUACGAGGGCAAACUGGUGGCGAACGGCAAUUUCUCACUGGAAGGG
Molecule: messenger RNA, 3030 nt
Organism: Mesorhabditis spiculigera
Lineage: Eukaryota; Metazoa; Nematoda; Chromadorea; Rhabditida; Rhabditidae
Source: the annotation of a GenBank genome assembly